CUACGUCCGCAAUAUCUUUUUUUUCGCCCAAGGUUUAUUAUUUAGUUUUGUGAAUCAAGCGGGCUGAACCGGCCAAGAUAUUUUAACAGUAGGCCUGUUAUUUGAAAGGCGGUUUAAUAAUGUCUCGCAGGUAUGAUUCUCGGACGACCAUCUUUUCGCCUGAAGGUCGCUUGUACCAAGUAGAGUAUGCGAUGGAGGCCAUUGGUCAUGCAGGAACAUGCCUGGGGAUUCUGGCCAAUGACGGUGUGCUGUUGGCAGCAGAGAGGCGGAACAUCCACAAACUGUUGGAUGAAGUUUUCUUCUCAGAGAAGAUCUACAAGCUGAACGAGGACAUGGCUUGCAGCGUUGCUGGGAUAACGUCAGAUGCCAACGUGUUGACCAAUGAGCUGAGGCUGAUAGCUCAGAGGUAUUUACUGCAGUAUCAAGAGCCUAUCCCCUGUGAACAAUUAGUGACAGCCCUGUGUGACAUCAAGCAGGCAUACACUCAAUUUGGAGGGAAGAGACCAUUCGGCGUGUCUCUGCUGUAUAUGGGCUGGGACCGACACUAUGGCUUCCAGCUUUACCAGAGUGACCCGAGUGGCAACUACGGCGGCUGGAAAGCUACCUGCAUUGGCAACAACAGCGCAGCUGCCGUGUCAAUGCUGAAGCAGGACUUUAAAGAGGGAGAGAUGACACUGUCCUCUGCACUUGCGCUGGCCAUCAAAGUCUUGAAUAAGACCAUGGAUGUAAGCAAGCUGUCUGCAGAGAAAGUGGAGAUCGCCACUCUGACCCGAGAAGACGGAAAGACCAGGAUCAAAGUGCUGAAGCAGAAGGAGGUGGAGGAGCUGAUUAAGAGACACGAGGCAGAGGAGGCCAAGGCUGAGAAAGACAAGAAGGAGAAAGAACAAAAGGAAAAGGACAAGUGAUUGAGCUCUCUCUAACUCUGUUUGUUUUUUGUUUAAUAAACUGUU
This is a messenger RNA of Megalops cyprinoides (Indo-Pacific tarpon), 950 nucleotides long. RefSeq names its product proteasome subunit alpha type-4-like. Gene Ontology annotation, cellular component: proteasome core complex; proteasome core complex, alpha-subunit complex; cytosol. Gene Ontology annotation, biological process: ubiquitin-dependent protein catabolic process. Lineage: Eukaryota; Metazoa; Chordata; Actinopteri; Elopiformes; Megalopidae. The transcript is spliced from 9 exons. The coding region runs from base 120 to 905 and encodes 261 amino acids. The record is from RefSeq and is a predicted model, not a curated record.